Nematolebias whitei (Rio pearlfish) is the source of this 2650-nucleotide messenger RNA. RefSeq names its product metadherin a (gene mtdha). Gene Ontology annotation, cellular component: nucleus. NCBI's taxonomy places the organism in Eukaryota, Metazoa, Chordata, Actinopteri, Cyprinodontiformes, Rivulidae. Gene Ontology annotation, biological process: positive regulation of canonical NF-kappaB signal transduction; regulation of transcription by RNA polymerase II; positive regulation of angiogenesis. The record is from RefSeq and is a predicted model, not a curated record. Gene Ontology annotation, molecular function: transcription coregulator activity. The coding region runs from base 1 to 1479 and encodes 492 amino acids. The transcript has 12 exons.
AUGGCUGGGGACUUGAAGAGUUUAGUGCUGGAGAAAGCAGAGCUCCUUUCGGGUCGUUUAAAGGAGCUCGUGUAUUCGGGACAGGGCUUUGUCCAGACCCAGUUCGGGGUGGACCUGGGUCUGAAGCCCGAGCUUUACCCGACCUGGGUCAUUCUGUCCACGGCUGCCGUUGGUCUCCUGCUGCUUCUCGCCGUUUCCUGGGCCGCCGUCUGCGGGAAGAAGCGAGGGUCUCCGUCCAACCGAGUCUGCGGCGAGGGGGAGCCAGGCAAGGACGACCCCAUCAAGAGUGUCAAACCAGAGGAGCACAAGAAGAGGAGCAAGAAAAAAACGACCGAAAAGAAGUCUCAGUCCAAUGGACAGCCUGUGGUUGUGGCUCAAGAGGAGGUCAAAGAGACUGUGACAGUUUCCAAAAUAUCCCGACUGAUUAAAGCUGGGAAGGUAUGCGAGGUACAGACCUCAGUUCAAGUGAAAAAGAGUAAGAAGAAAACCAAACCAGAUGUGAAACCAGUUCAACAGUCAUCUUCAAAUGAUGGGAGGGAACCUGAUGAUGGUGUGUGGGAGACCAAAGUCAGCAACCGGGAAAAGAGACAGCAGCGCAGGAAGGAAAAAGGCUCUGAGGAUUCAGGUAGCUCAGGAGGAGCUGACGCUCCAAAAACCAACAUGGAGGCGCCUGUAGCCGCCAAGAGGAACAAAGGAAACCAUGAGAACCAGCGUUCAAGAAUGACCAAGAAAGGGGAGGCAGCCAGCGGAACUGCUUCCUCCACAUGGAAAGCGGAGCCUUCAGUCACCGAUGGCAGCUGGUCUGAUGUGUCCUUGAAAGUCCCUGGUCAGAUGGGUCCUAUGGAGGGAACAAAGUGGACUCCCAUAACUGCGACUGCACAUUACAGACCUCAGACUGAUCCACAACCCUGGGCUCAGGAGCCACAAGCAGCAUGGAGCAACAUUAAUGGUGAUGGUCGGAUAAAGGCCACGUCCUUCUCUGUCCUAGGACGAAAUACGAGAGACUCGUUCUCAAAAUCAUCGGAGCUGCAGUGGACGAACCGCCCUGACGUUGAUGGUGAAUGGUCAGGAUUCAAUGGGAUGGCAGCAACAGAUCCCUCCUCUGACUGGAAUGCCCCAGUAGAGCACUGGGGAAAUUAUGAGGAACCACCUGUGCUGAUGCCAGCAGCUUCUCUGUCGAAGCCUCCUGCUGCCCUCAUCAAGGUAUCGGAUGAUGAGAAGGACUCGGAGGAUCCCUCCGGGGGAGCAGCGAAAUCUAAAAAGAGGAGGAAGAAGAAGAAAACAGAAGAGGAGCCCACUUUGGAUUCUCAGACACAGAGCCAAGCUCCCACAGUCAGUGCAGCAACCAAAACUCAAGAGCUUCCUGCGCCUCCCUCAAAAUUAAAAAACACCAGCAUGCCGUCCUCUCAGAAGAAGUCCGAGAAGUCUGUGGAGCCUCUGAAACCCUCUCAGAAGAAAAAGGUUAGAAGGGAAACUUGAGUUGACUUUCCAAGUUCAUACAAAGGAUAUGCAAAUGAUUGUUUGAAAGUUAGCCUGAGCAAUAAUCACCAGGUACCGCUUCUCUCUGCGGUGCAUCAAAUUUCCUCAGUUACAGCGGCAAAAUGAAAGCGAGCUGCUUGGCUAAACACUGUAUAGGAAAGACAUGCGGUCCUAUGGACUGGAAAUAGAACAAAUUUUGCACUAUAUGCCGCACUGCGACCGGAGCGGAGGAAGGAUUUUUUUUUUAACGAGGUAUAAGUUUAACGGCUCCAAAAAUGUUUUUGUUUUUCCUCAUUCUAGAAGAAUGUUUGUAUCUGUUGACCGCAAAUGAUAAAACUGAUUUUAUUUGUAUUUUUUGUUGUGAACAAUUUUCCCCUAUUUGAACCCUGAUGCACUUUGCUUUGUUUGCUGUCCUGCUGUCUUAUUUAUGAAGUACUAAAAUGUCCAGAAAGUGAAAGGAUAGACUUGAGUUUUGUUCAAAUUCAUCACAGCAAACUCACGUCACUAAUGGACUCCAAAAUGUCUUAUUUUCUGUAAUAAAUACGAAGUGACACUUCUCAUGGAGCCGUUAUAUUUGAUGAAGGACUCUUAAGGUUUAGCUAAAACUGAUGAAGCAUGUUUAUUUGUCGCAACAAAUAUUAAAUUGAGACUAAUAUGUAAGUAUUGUUUAAUGUAAUGUCCUAUUAGUCGGAAAAUUGUUUUUGAAGGAAGGACAGCUUUGGGUAUACGUCUUUGUUUCUGCAGGAAGAGCCCACGAUACACCUCACAUGUGACCACCAAAGCUAAGAAACACACUUUUUUUUAGUUUUUCAGCAUCAAAAUCUUGUUAGAAUGACAUCAACAUGUCAUUAAGUAAAUCAUAAAUAUUACUCUGUCAACACACAGCGCAUAUAUUCUGUUAUGUGACUCUCCAUUAAAUCAGAGCAGCCGCUUUGUUGUAUAAUUUCAGAAUGCCAGCUGUGACCGGAGUCAGUUUCAAUGGAGUAAAAAAAAAAAAAUCUAAAUUCCUUAGAUAAAGGCUAAUCUCCCUCUUCAGCAUCUAACUGUUCAUUUGUAUUUUCCUUAUAGUUGCUAAAAAAAAGAUUUUGAAAAGAUAAUAAAUUCAUUUUUUGGGGUAGAAACUUAAAAAAAAAAAAACACUUUAUGACUGCAGUAACUUAUAUAAACCACC